UUCUCUUAUUCUCAGUUUGCAUGGUUAAUUGUAACCAUGAGCAACAUCUCUGGUCGUAGUGUGCUGCCUGCUAACAGUGCUCAGACGUCUUUGCAUUUGCUACAGUUUGUUGGUUUCUCUUUGAAUUGUUUUGUAUUUUAGCUGCAGCACGUCUUUAUUUGCCCCUUUUGAUUUUAAUGAGUUUGGAGGAGUGAUUUGAGUUGGCAACCUGACUCCUCAAAUCAAUUUUUUUGCCUCCUUUAAGGUUUGGUUUUUGGCUUGCAUUGGUUUGCCUAUACUUGCAUCAUCUCAUUUGAGAGCUGCUGUGCUCAAGGAACAUGCUCCUUUCUGCGUGACUGGUGUGCUGUACUUGCUGAAAAAUGCUUCUGACAUGUGUGAUUGGCUGUCUCUCUUGAGCAGCAGCGGCAUCAACAGUGGGGAAAUGAAGCCCACCCAGCAGGGCUCCGUGAGGGUGGAGCACCGCCGAGCUGUGUCCACCGACAGUCUGUUCAGGGAGAUAUACGGUGACUCUGAGGAGGAUGAUGAUGAGGUGGGCUAUGCUGAUCCCAUCCAAGAUGAUCUCUACACCCGCAAGAUGGGCAUCAAACCCCAGCCUGCUGGGAAUGAAUCUUAUAACAAGUUCUUACCCAAGUUCUGGACGCCCGAAGAAGACAUUCACAUACAGAAGAUCAAACUGGGCUCUCAGAAGAGACCAUGGUACAAAAGGAUGCAAGGCUUCAGCCGUAAGAAGUCGGGCUCUUCUUCAGAUGAUUCAGACUAUGACAUCAGUCCUUGGCUCUCUUCUGCCCCCUCUCCCUCCGGCCCCUCUCCCUCUCACUCGCACACACACGAGGCCUCGGCUCACACCACCCUUGUUGUGGGAAAAAGUCCUAAUAUCCAACCACUCACUCCCCCUCAUCUCCCCAAGAUACAGCCCCCUCUGUUAGAGACCCCCCCUCUGGUGUUUGCCCCAGUGGACCCCGCCUCCGGUCCCAAACUGGUCAAAGGUGAGAGGUGGUCCCUCCUUGGGCGCCAAGACCCCCGUGAGCCCCAAGACACCUUUGAUUAUGAAAGCAUUUCUCCCGACCUGGAGAAUGAUGACAUGUUUGCCAGGCGCACCCUGGCCUUCCAGUCCAACAUGGACCUGGCUAUGAUGAAGACUCACCUGUCUCCUAACCGUCGUAUCUACACGUCUGAGCCGCAAAUCAAUAUCGUCACCCAGAAACAUCUCCACGACAGCACCGAGGAGAGCGAUUUCCCUGAUAUCGAGCAGGACGAUGUGGUCUAUCGUAAAGAGAAAAGCCAGCAGGCUCAGCAACAACGGCCCCUCUCAGGUGCCCCUGACAACUACGCCCCUAUGCCCAUCCCAGAGCCCUGGGCUCUGCCUCCUGAUCUCAAGGCCAGACUCCUGUGCCCUCCAUGUCCUCUGACACAGGAAGCAGCGGCAAAUAAAGAGAAUCAGAUUGAGAAGGAGACACGUCCAAAAACGGAUGACAUGCUGGUCCGGAAGCUUGGAGUUUGUUCUGAUCAUAACCAGGGGUCACUGAGAGACCCGUCAGCCAAUCAGAUGACUCCGUCAGUGCCAACUUCCUGUAGUGAAGGUGACCUGCAGAAAUGGCAGGCUAUAAGGGAAGCCAGUCAGCUAAGAUAUAAGAAGAGGCUAAUGGUGGAGAGGCUAGCCGCUCUGAAGUUGUAGAAACAGAUUGCUGUGACAGUGUCUGUUAGCUUCUCAUCACUCUGUAGACAUUUUUUGUCUCUCAUUUUUUUCUGUGCCAUUUCCAUCUUGAGAUAUUCUGUCUGAUGUUGAAGUGGUGUAGACUGCAUGUUUACCCAGCGUGAGAAGAAUUCGUCUGAUGGCCACAACAGUCACAGAUGGAAGUUUUAUUUAUUUAAACCUUCUGCAUUCACUGCUACAGCAACAACUCUGAACUUCAGCUUGUUUUAAAUGUUUUUUGUUUCACUGAAAUGAAAGGUCCUAUCAAGUCAUAGGGCCAUUUAGUUAGGUUUUCUGUACAGUGGCGAUAUGGUAUAUAUAUAAAUUUAGAAUGAAAAACCAGAUUGUACAUUAAACCUAUUGCUGUUGUGUAUUUUGAAGUGUGGUUUGUGAACAAAAGAGCAUAAAUUCUCCUACAUCACUGACCGAAUUAUUGGUACAUCAUGAGAACUGAACUGAACAGACUUGAAUUCUGCAUUUUACAUUUUCUUUUUGAUUUUCCCAUCAGACUGAGUUUGCCUGUGAAUGGAAAAAAAAAUAUUCAAGCUUAAUAAAGGAAAUAAGAGACUAUGUUAUCUUGUGAUGUAAUGCAUUGAAUUGGCCAACUGUUGACCUUUCCUUGCACCUACAGUGACAUGGAUCUGACCCGAAUAUAAUGUUGUUUUUCUCAGUAAAAAGAACUUCACACUGACAUAUAAGGCUCAAAGUGCAGCAGCAUGAGAGCACGCAAAGGUUCGAGCCUGAGUAAUAACCAAAUAUAACAUGCUGACAGUACCAAGAAGUGCAAUUAAAGAGACGACAUGAAAGCCUAUAGAAAUUCCCCAUAGCUCUGAAGGAAGAUGCGACUGGUGUGGACUCCAUAGUAACCCAAACACAAAUCUGUACUGCAGUGUUUACACAUGAACAGACACACACAAGCACACACAAAGCAGCCAUUUAACCUGAGUCAAGGCCAUCUGGAUUUACUUCACUUCCAUAUGUAAAGCCAUGUUGCCAGUGACAUCAUCCUGGAGUCUCCAGAAAGGCAGCAUUGUUUAGAGAAAGAUACAUGUCUGCACACUUCCCCAGACAACUGUCAGGGCAAGGAAAGGUGAUACUGUGCUGUAAGCCUUCUGUAUACACACCCUAAGCUCUAUCCUCUUCAGGGUACAGGGAAAAACCAGCAGAGUCAUGUAUUGGCUGGGUUUAGAUACAUUUGAAGUUCACCACCUGGAGAUGAGCAGGUCUCAGAGUCGCUAAUCAGCCUCAGGCUCUUAAACAGGACCACUCUCAGGCUCACUAUUCAAGGCCAAUCUGCAGAAAUGUGACUUUGUUGUCUGUGGUUCUCUCUGGUU
Molecule: messenger RNA, 3027 nt
Organism: Thunnus maccoyii (southern bluefin tuna)
Lineage: Eukaryota; Metazoa; Chordata; Actinopteri; Scombriformes; Scombridae
Product: LIM domain only protein 7-like
Exons: 3
Coding region: 371-1675 (434 amino acids)
Biological process (GO): regulation of cell adhesion; regulation of signaling
Source: RefSeq, a predicted model, not a curated record